AUGGCUGUCAACACUCCCUACGUUACGCUCAACGAUGGCAACAAGAUGCCCCAGGUUGGCUUUGGACUGUGGAAGGUCGACAAUGCUACCUGCGCCGACACUGUUUACAACGCCAUCAAGGCUGGAUACAGAUUGUUCGACGGUGCCUGCGACUACGGCAACGAAGUCGAGUGCGGUCAAGGUGUAGCCCGCGCCAUCAAGGACGGCCUCGUAAAGCGCGAAGACCUCUUCAUCGUCAGCAAGCUGUGGCAAACAUUCCACGAGCGCGAGCAAGUGGAGCCCAUCUGCAAGAAGCAACUGGCCGACUGGGGCGUCGACUACUUCGACCUGUACAUCAUCCACUUCCCCGUCGCGCUCAAGUACGUCGACCCCAAGGUGCGCUACCCACCGGGCUGGUUCGUCGACGGCGAGAGCAAGAUCGAGCACAGCAAUGCCAGCCUACAAAGCACAUGGGAAGCCUUUGAGGAGCUCAAGAACAAGGGCCUGGCCAAGAGCAUCGGUGUGAGCAACUACUCGGGCGCCCUCCUCCUCGACAUGUUCACCUACUGCAAGACCAAGCCCGCCACCCUCCAGAUCGAGCACCACCCCUACUACGUCCAGCCCUACCUCAUCGAGCUCGCCAAGCAGCACGACAUCAAGGUCACCGCAUACUCUUCUUUUGGCCCCCAGAGCUUCAUCGAGUGCGACAUGAAGAUCGCGGCUGACACACCCCUCCUCUUUGACCACCCCGUCAUCAAGAAGAUUGCUGAUGCGCAUGGCAAGACUCCCGCGCAGGUCCUCCUCCGCUGGUCGACACAACGCGGUCUUAGCGUUAUCCCCAAGUCGAACUCCGCGAACCGUCUGCAGCAGAACUUGGAUGUUACCAGCUUCGAUCUCAAGGACAACGAGAUUGCGGAGAUUUCGGGCCUGGACAAGAACUUGAAGUUCAACGCUCCUACCAACUACGGUAUCCCUUGCUACGUCUUCGCAUAG
Molecule: messenger RNA, 972 nt
Organism: Alternaria ethzedia
Lineage: Eukaryota; Fungi; Ascomycota; Dothideomycetes; Pleosporales; Pleosporaceae
Product: NAD(P)H-dependent D-xylose reductase (XR)
Exons: 3
Coding region: 1-972 (323 amino acids)
Biological process (GO): D-xylose catabolic process
Cellular component (GO): cytosol
Molecular function (GO): D-xylose reductase (NADPH) activity
Source: RefSeq, a predicted model, not a curated record